GAACCGCUAACCUGCAUCCAAACAGGCUUCUAUAUGACAAAGACGCCUCAUUGCGCUCAGUGCGGCGGCAUCCAUGAUGGACAGCGGCGCCGGAGGCACCGCAGAGUCGUCUCCCUUACCGUCGUCAUCGGUGCUUCCAUUGAUAACGGUGGAGGAAUGGAGGGUUUCGGCCUCCACCAAGCUCUCGAAGACCGCCACCCUCACAGCUGACACUUCCUCCCUUAACAUUCUACGAUACGGUAGCCGAUGGAGUGAGAUACGGGGAAAGAUCCUGGAGGCUUUCGUGCCAGAGGGCUUUCCAAAUAGUGUCACUCCAGAUUAUGUCCCUUUUCAAAUAUGGGAUUCCUUGCAGGGACUCUCAACUUACAUACGGUCCAUGCUAUCCACCCAAGCACUGCUAAGUGCUAUUGGAGUUGGGGAGAAAUCUGCCACUGUCAUUGGGGCUACCUUUCAGUGGUUUCUGAGAGAUUUUACUGGCAUGCUAGGAGGCAUCUUAUUUACAUUUUACCAGGGUUCCAAUCUCGAUAACAAUGCCAAGAUGUGGCGUUUAGUUGCAGAUUUUAUGAAUGAUCUUGGUAUGCUGAUGGAUCUCAUUUCUCCAUUGUUUCCAUCUGCAUUGUUUCUAAUAGUCUGCUUGGGGAGCUUGUCAAGAUCAUUUACUGGCGUUGCAAGUGGCGCAACGAGAGCUGCUCUGACACAGCACUUCUCACUUGAGAAUAAUGCAGCAGAUAUAUCUGCCAAGGAGGGUAGUCAAGAAACUAUAGCAACAAUGGUUGGCAUGGCACUAGGAAUGCUUCUUGCUCAUCUUACAAGGGGAUAUCCUCUGGCAGUAUGGGUUUCAUUCCUUUUGCUGACUUUUUUUCAUAUGUAUGCAAAUUACAAAGCUGUAAGGUGCCUUUCAUUAACAACGUUAAACAGUAAAAGAGGUUCCAUACUGCUGCAGAAUUUCAUAAAGAAUGGCCAAGUCGUUACACCACAGAAGGUUUCAAAGAUGGAGCAUAUAUUUCCUUCCUUGGCUAAUCCAUGGAGUUCAAGUAAUGGGAUAUCACUACACCGGCGUGUAUACCUGGGUGUCAAAGUCUCUGGCCUCAAUCAUCAUGACAUGGUGGAGCUUUCAGGAUCAACUAUUUCUCACUACAAAAAAGCUAAAUAUUUGCUGUUGGAGAGGGAAGGUGUUGUUCGUGCUAUAAUCCAUAAACAGGCAACACCAGCUGAUAUUUUGCAGUCCUUCAUUCAUGCUCUUGUCCUGGCAAGUCUUACCGAGCAAAGCAAGGCAGUGCACAUUGAGAGUCGGCUGUGGAUGGAUGAGAAUUACAAUGAUUUCAUAACAAAGCUUCGUUCUGCAGGAUGGGAAGUUGAGCGGCUUCUGAUACCAUCUAUCGUUUGGAGAGCACAGUGGGAUUAUGUUUCAGCUGAACAGAAGAUCAAAUAGUUAAGCCCUUUGUUCUCAACCACAACUUCUUGAAUUUUGUAGUCAGAAAUUUGAGUGGAAUGAACCGCCUUACUAUAAAAAUAGAUAUUUUAAUCGCUCUUCUUCCAUCCAAACAGAGCUUAAAAUUUUAUUAUUAUGGAAGCAUUUUUCUUCUAAUUAGCCGUCCAUCGAAGCCAAGGCUUUGGGAUGAUUUUUUUAGUGUUUGGUAAUUUUUUUGUCAACAAUAAUAAUAUCAAGCAUUUAUUUCAA
This is a messenger RNA of Dendrobium catenatum, 1681 nucleotides long. RefSeq names its product protein root UVB sensitive 3. The transcript has 15 exons. The record is from RefSeq and is a predicted model, not a curated record. NCBI's taxonomy places the organism in Eukaryota, Viridiplantae, Streptophyta, Magnoliopsida, Asparagales, Orchidaceae. The coding region runs from base 74 to 1432 and encodes 452 amino acids.